AUGAAUGCAGGAGGCGCAGCUGGCGGAGGUGAUGGCAAUGGCCCAACAGGGACAGAGUACACGCUGCAGGGGGUUAUGCGCUUCCUACAGUUGGAAUGGCACAGUCACGAACGUGCGCGAAACGCCUGGGACAUCGAACGUGCCGAGAUGAAGGCCAAAAUCGCGAAGCAGGAGGGCGAGGUCCGGAGCGCGAAGAAACUGAACGACCAGCUGAAUCGGCAUGUUCAAAUGCUCGAACAAGCAUUGAAAAACGAGCGAGCCAAGUCCAAGCUGGGUGCCGCGGGCGCGAAUGCCCAAUCCGCUGCCGAUGAAAAGAAAGACAAGGCCAAGGCAGAUGCUAAGAGUGGUAUGGGACCUGUAAAGCCUCAAAAUAAGCCUCACAAUUCGUUCCUCGAUGUCGACCCGGGAUCCUCAGAACAUGCUGAGGCCGAGCGGGACAGCCUCCGCGAGAAGUCGAAGCUCUACCUCACAAAAUGCGUGGAAGAGAUAACAUAUCUGCUGACACCCCCCGCUCAGCCUGCGCCUCAGCCAGGACAUCAUGGACUGGACAGUAGCUCUGGGUUCCUCAACCACAGUCAGCCUUCGAUGGAGGAUCUGUAUCUUCAACAGCACCAGCGGAAGAUGCAGUCUCAACUACCUACGAUGCCGAACACAUCUACACCAAAUCACCAGCCACCCAGUAUUCCUACAUCUGCAGAGAUGCAUUCUUUCGCUGUGCAGCAACCGCAAUUCCAUCCCCAGGCCCCACCCAUGACCCGCGAACCGUCGAGUCAGAUACCCCUUACCUCUCAUGCGGGCAUACCAGCCGAUUUCCUGGCACAACCUCCGCAACAACAGCAACCGCAACAAAGCUUUAUCUCUGUGCCCGAAGAACAGGUGGAAAAGGUUACACACACCUUUGACAAUCAGGGUCGACCGAUAACCAGUCGGGAAGAGGGAUCAUCGGGUAUUACUCCAGUGACAGUAGAUGAUCCUGGUAACUGGAAUUUCGAAGAAGAGCCUGUCAACGAAAUACCUCAGGAGGUCACGCUACCGCGGAGACCAGAUACUGAAUCCUUUCCAAGCGCUAACAACAUUCCCGCGAAAUCACCUCCACGACACGGGAAGCGAAAAACAAGUUUAGAGCUACACCGAAGGCGGGCGAGCCAGGGAGAAGCACGGGAAGCGACCAGCCAGAGUGCACGAUCAGAUCCUCAAAACUUCAAAGUGCGAUUUGCCCUUCGUGGCCAUCUUGACGUUGUGCGGUCAGUCAUUUUCACCGGCGGUGGUAGUCCCACUGAGCCGGAGAUUUGCACUGCGGGCGACGAUGGUAUGAUCAAGAGAUGGAUCAUUCCGGCAAGCUAUGCCAACCAACAUAGCAUGAACAAUGAUCUGGACAUAUCUCCAUACUGGUCACAUCGUGGUCAUGACGGCAUUGUAACUUCUUUGGCAGCAUGUCCCUCGUCAGCCUCCUUCGCAACUGGAGGAAGAGUGUCUGGCGAUGGAUGGAUAUUUUCCGGAGGGCAAGAUGCUACCAUUCGUGUCUGGGAGAGAGGUCGCGUAGACCCGAAAGCUACUCUCGAUGGACACACAGACGCUGUCUGGACUGUGUGCGUACUACCGGCGACCUGUCACUCAGUAUUCGGCACGGACUGUAACAAUUACGGCGGUCCCGACCGCGUAUUGCUUGCAUCGGGUUCGGCAGAUGGUACUAUCAAGAUCUGGGCUGUGAGCGCACCUCCACAGCUCGUCUCGCCCCAGACAGGCUCGCGCCGUGGUGUUGGGGGAAGUCGAAGACAUUCUGUAACAUCAGGGUCGAACUACCCCUCGUCACCACAACCAAGUAUAGCAACCUCGACACCGUUCCACUACAUGCUCGUACACACCAUCGAGCGAGCUACGCAUCCUUCGCCUACAUGUAUUAGUCCUCUUUCGCCCAAUGGCGAGAAUUUCGUGGUUUCGUUCACGGACGCUUCGAUUCUAGUAUACGAUACGCGAACGGGCGAAGAGCUUAUUGGCAUGGCUAGCGCUGAAACCUAUGAUGGCACUCCGGCAACAGGUAUCACAUCCGUGGUCACGACUUCGCAAAGCAUAGAAGGCACGUCGUCACAAGAUGCCGGUCGCGGAUCUGACGAAGAGGGCGCUGUCCAUGGCCCAACUGGGUCGGGCAACACUGGAGGUGUGGAAGGCGUCAUCAUUAGUGGGCAUGAAGACCAGUUCGUCAGAUUUUAUGACGCAAAUUCUGGUCAAUGCACCUACAACAUGCUCGCCCAUCCAUCCGCCAUCUCCUCCCUCGCCAUCAGUAAAGAUGGUCGCGAAGCCGUAUCUGCCGGUCACGACGCCUCCAUACGCUUCUGGUCCCUCGACAAGCGCAUCUGCACCCAAGAAAUCACCGCACAUCGCAUUAUGCGUGGUGAGGGCGUCUGCAGUGUUGUCUGGAGCCAGGACGGCCGUUUGGUCGUGUCCGCGGGCGGCGAUGGCGUCGUCAAGGUCUUCGCUAGAUAA
Messenger RNA from Didymosphaeria variabile, 2484 nucleotides. Its product is annotated as 1,2-dihydroxy-3-keto-5-methylthiopentene dioxygenase. The record is from RefSeq and is a predicted model, not a curated record. The coding region runs from base 1 to 2484 and encodes 827 amino acids. Gene Ontology annotation, molecular function: protein binding. The transcript is spliced from 4 exons. Lineage: Eukaryota; Fungi; Ascomycota; Dothideomycetes; Pleosporales; Didymosphaeriaceae.